Molecule: messenger RNA, 208 nt
Organism: Paramecium sonneborni
Lineage: Eukaryota; Ciliophora; Oligohymenophorea; Peniculida; Parameciidae
Source: the annotation of a GenBank genome assembly
AAUGUCAAUUCUACUUCUAUUGAUUGGAGAUCAAGAGGUGCAGUCCAAUAUGUUAAAGAUUAAGGAUAAUGUGCAUCAAGUUGGGCAUUUAGUGCAACUGGUGUUCUAGAAGGAUUUUACAAAAUUAGAGAUGGCGAAUUACCAGAUCUAUCAGAAUAAUAAUUAGUUGAUUGUUGUAACAUUGACAUGAAUUAUGGAUGUAAUGGAG